UAACUGUCAAUAAUCGUCACAUCAGCAGAUCUGUCAUUUCGGUCGAUUGUUAUCUCUAUUUUAUGCUAAAAUUAUUUAUUCAUUUGUGAGGUGGCUUUUUCCUUUGUUUUUGAUACUUAAUUAGGAGUAAGAAAGUGGCUUAAUUAACUUUGUACCAAUGCCUACGUUCGAGGAUAAUCCGUUUAGUGAUCCAACCAUAGACAAUCCAUUUUCUGAUCCAGCGGUUCAGCAAGUUGCAAGAAGUACAACUAAUGCCACACGAGGUCUCGACGACUACAAUCCAUUCGACGGUCAACAAAAUGCAAAUCAGCCUACGGCACCGCAACAACCCACACAGCCUGCCAUCAUGCAGGCUGUGUCUCCCCCAAGUGGUAACUACCAGAGACCACAGCAGCCGUCACAGCAGGCACAGGGAGCUCCACCAAACUUCACCACUGCAGACUUUCAGCGGAGACAAGAGGAAUUAGAACGCAAGGCUGAGGAACUCGCGCGGCGGGAGGCGGAACUAAGAGCGGGCUCCGCCGGCAGACGCAACAACUGGCCGCCGCUGCCCACCUUCUGCCCCGUGCAGCCCUGCUUCUACCAGGACAUCAAUGUGGAUAUCCCGUUGGAGUUCCAGAGGGUCGUGAGGCACUUGUACCAUUUGUGGAUGUUCCACGCCCUGGUCUUAGCUCUGAAUAUCAUCGGGGCCAUGUCCCUCAUGUUCGUGGAUCAAGGGUUCACGAUCUUCGGCCUGUCCAUACUCUACUUCGUGCUGUUAACACCAUUCAGUUUCAUCUGUUGGUACCGUCCCAUCUACAAGGCGUUCCGAAGCGACUCCUCCUUCAACUUCAUGGUGUUUUUCUUCAUAUUCCUGUUCCAAAUCAUCAUCACUCUCGUCCAAUCCAUCGGAUUCAGCGAUGGAGGGUCUUGCGGAUUAAUAACGAGCAUCAACGCGUUCAAAGUGAACGUCGCUGUGGGGAUCAUCACUAUGCUGGUGACUAUCGGCUUCAUCACGUGCGUGGUGGCUGACGUCAUGCUUCUCACUAAGGUGCACAGAAUCUACAGGUCAACGGGCGCUUCUCUAGCCAAAGCUCAAGCGGAGUUCACAACGGAAAUACUCCGCAACCAACACGUUCAGACCGCCGCCUCUAACGCGGCCGCAGCCGCUGUCAACGCGCAGAUAGCAAACGCCAACAGAUACUAGACGGUUAUAAACGAUAUGACAGGGCAGCGAACGCCGCCCGACCGGGAAGUACAAUCUAUCAAGAUAACGCUUUCUGAUAUAAAAAAGUAUUUAUUAUAUUCGCCUUGACACUGUAAAUUGUAAGGGUUUGACUAAAGAAAUCACUAUUUUCACUUCGCAUAUUCCUAUGAACAAUAUCCUUUUUAAGAUAAUAGCAGUUACUUUCUCACUGGGUAAUUAUGUGGAGUGGCUAUAGCCAAAGGAACUGACUUUGCUGGAAAAUGGUUCAGAACAAUUACUUAUGGAAUAUUCAGAAAUUACCAACCAAAUGACAACCAAGCGGUCAUAUGCUAUCGCGAGACUAUUAUUUUCAAUUAUUCUGAAGAGUCAUAUAGAAAUUGAUGUUAUCGUGUCUCUCUCUCUCACUCUAAAAAGUAGAUAAAGAUGGCACGAGAGUUGACAACGUCAUGCUUGGCACGUAAGUUGAUUGUUCUACUUAUUCUAUUGAUCUAUACGCAAUACAGUGAUGUAUGAAGCGUUAACGUCUGUUGGCCAAAGUAUCUGCACGUACCGCCGCCAUUUUGGUUCAACUUAUAUUCUGAGUGUCUGCCUAUACGUUUGAUUAUUCAGUUAUUUAGAAAUUAAUUUUCACGAUCACGUAUUUAAAAAGAGAUUGGCAAAGUUUUAUUAUUUAUAUAUAAUUUUUUUAUAUUUUUUUAGUAUGAUAUUUGAUGAACUUAUAUUGAGUCCUUUAACUGAAUUAUAUUAUAAUCGCUUCUAUCGUUAGAAAACAAUAAACUAUUAUGAUCAAAAUUGUAUUAAAUAUCAUACUAAAACAUAGGAAGUAGCAGUUAUUUAUAAACUGAUUAGUUAUACGGCCAAAAUGUGAUAUGGCUGUGUAUUUAUAAUUCUUGGGAUCAAUUCAUACUAACGCAAAGUCGAAGAAUAUAUUUUUUUAAUAAGUUGGCAUACGAAAUACAAGUCUUAUCUUUACUAUGAUUGUUAUAAAGAAGCCUGUGUUUUGAAAAAAAUACUUAAAUUUGACAAAAAGGUCAAAUAAUCCGAACAAUAGCUGAAGAAAUAUUCAGAAAAUUUCAAAACUAAAGCGUCUUUCAAAAUUAUUAUUUGUUGAUUUUUUAUGCUAACUAUAAUAGUUUGAGACACUUUAACUCUGCGCCAGUAUGUAUUGAACUUUAAUGUUAUUGUAUCGAUCUUAAAAUGUUUUCGCAUUUCAUUAAUUACCUAUAUUAAAUGUUUGUAAUAAAUAUUUCGAUGCUAGCUAUGCAAUGAUUUAGUUUUAUUAAUUGAGCUUAUUGACGCUAUAACUAUAAAAUAAAAUCGUUAAUUGUUAAAAAUUCAAUCGUGACACAUCUGGAUUAUAAUUUAAUCGAGAGGUUUUUCAAUAAUUUUCAUUAAUAAUACGUACAUUUUCAUUGGUAUUAGAAAUUUUAUAUCGUGUGAACAUUCCAUAUAAAGAAUGUGUUAAUGAAUGUGUUUAACUUUGGAAAUUGGUGUUACGGAUUUUCAGUAUCGUGAUUCAUAUUGAAUUUUCUUAAAGUAGAUGUGUUCGAUUUUCUACUUCAUAGUUGUAUUGGACCAUUUACUUAACCUUUCCCAAAUUUCCGAAGCUCUUGCCUAGUGUGCAGUCUAUCUUUAGCACAACACUAGUAUUUAUAUCAUUGUAUAAAAAAAUUAGCGUAAGAUAAGCAUAACUAGUCAAUUGACUAUAUUGCAUUGAAAUCCCCAUGGGAAUUGGAAUAAGACAAUGGAAAUGUCAUGUUGUAUUACAUACUAUAGUAAUGUGUCGUCGUCUUGCAACACAAUUUACUGCGCAGUGGUAAAGCUGAAAAUAUAAAACUGGGUUUUUAAGUUAUGGUCUCUGAUAGUGGUGAUUAAAUAAAGUCAACAGUACAUCAACCUACCCAAAUUCACUGCAAAUUAGCCUCUAUUAUCACAGCAUAGAGUUCCUGUGCAGGGUAACUUGAUAUGCGAUUGACUGUACCACAAAGUUUGCACCAUAGUUUAUCAGUGGUAGGUACCAUCAGUUGCGAUGACACAUUUGUCACUUUUUAGUCUCAUUCCGACUUCUAUGGAAGAAACCGCUUAAUUCAUCCAAUUGAUUGUAUCAUGACUGUUACUUGUUAGGACACAAUAAGUAGGUAAUAUAUAUCUGGGCCUAGACUAAUGUAAAUUAUUUAUAAUACCGUCCUUACCCAGAUAAAUGGUAAGAGAAGGCACUUAGUAGAUAUAUCUAAAUGUUUACUGUUUUAUAACGAUUAAGUCAUGUUAUAAACUUAUGAUUAAUAAUAAAUAUAGUUUCAGAUUA
Amyelois transitella is the source of this 3491-nucleotide messenger RNA. RefSeq names its product secretory carrier-associated membrane protein 1 (gene Scamp). The record is from RefSeq and is a predicted model, not a curated record. The coding region runs from base 158 to 1186 and encodes 342 amino acids. Gene Ontology annotation, biological process: protein transport. The transcript is spliced from 8 exons. NCBI's taxonomy places the organism in Eukaryota, Metazoa, Arthropoda, Insecta, Lepidoptera, Pyralidae. Gene Ontology annotation, cellular component: trans-Golgi network membrane; recycling endosome membrane.